Molecule: messenger RNA, 456 nt
Organism: Akanthomyces muscarius
Lineage: Eukaryota; Fungi; Ascomycota; Sordariomycetes; Hypocreales; Cordycipitaceae
Exons: 1
Coding region: 1-456 (151 amino acids)
Source: RefSeq, a predicted model, not a curated record
AUGGCGUCCGAUCCAUUCGACGACGUCUUCACCCUCGAAGACCGCUUCUACCGGCAAGGCUACCAGCAGGGCCUCGAGGAUGGCGAGGCCGCCGGGCGCGUCGAGGGGCGCCAGUUUGGCAUGAGCACCGGCUUUGACAAGUUUCUCGAGAGCGGUCGCCUUGCCAGCCGCGCCAUCGUCUGGGCAAACCGUCUCCCAUCAUCACAGAACACCACAUCUUCCAGCUCAGCUGCGGGCGCUUCAGCUGCGGCAGACACAGAACAACCCAAGCAGGCCUGCACGCUGCCGACAUUACCAGACAACGCGAGGCUUGGCAAGAAUAUCAAAAUGGUCUACGCCCUGGUCGAGCCGGAAACGUUAUCUACAUCCAAUGUGGACGAGGCUGUACAAGACUUUGACGACCGCUUUAAGCGUGCGCAGGGCAAAGCCAAGGUCGUCGAAAAGAUGAUUUGCUAA